AUGGACCAUGCUCCUGAUGAGCAGCCAUUCGAGGCUCCUGUUGCUCCUGUUGCUCCUGUUGCUCCUAUCGAUCAGCCCCCUGUUGUACCCGCUGAUCUAGAUCCAGCCCCAGCUGACCCUGUCCCAUUGCCCGAUCAUGACCCCAUCUUUGCUGAGAUACCUGAUAUUGCACCGAUAUUACCUGAUCCAGUUCUUAUGUUUGAUGACCAUGCUCCGUUUGCCACCCACAUUGAUCCGAGAUACGCUGACACCCACAAUGGGUGGGUCGAUGACGAUGAUUAUCCCCCAUAUAUAUACCACAGAGGACAUACUUAUAUCCCUGCAGUUGCAGCAGGAUGCUUUGAGUCGUCGAGUCUGGAGCUGGAGAGGACUCCACGUCCUCCCCCAUGUCAUUGUCAGACUCCUUUUGCCACACCACCAGCUCCUCUUCCACUACCCCCUGAUUCUGAUGUUCGCUUCCUCACUCCUGAGCAACAGAUUGCCUACUUGCUGCGCGUUAUCCAUGCACUUGAGGAGGACUGGGUGCGCUUGCGCCGUUUGAUUUUCUUCUCUCCUCCUCCUCCUCCUCCGCCAUCAGCAUAG
Molecule: messenger RNA, 582 nt
Organism: Helianthus annuus (common sunflower)
Lineage: Eukaryota; Viridiplantae; Streptophyta; Magnoliopsida; Asterales; Asteraceae
Exons: 2
Coding region: 1-582 (193 amino acids)
Source: RefSeq, a predicted model, not a curated record